AUGGACUUUGGAUGCCAUUUGAUUCCAUGUGAUCAUGUGAUUGUCAGAACACGGCACUCCUAUGUAUUUACCAACAUACGGCCUUUCCUUCCAAUGCAUAUACUUGUUUCUCCAAUAUCAAAGAAAGAGAGGCUGUAUGACCUGAGCAGUGAGGAGACUUCGGACUUGUUCAACACUGCCCGGAUUGCAAUGAAGGCGCUGAGAUCAAUGUGUGAUGGGUUUACAUUGAGUGUGCAGGAUGGUCCAUGUGCAGGACAAUCUGUGCAUCAUGUGCAUGUUCAUAUUGUCCCAAGAAUCGCAAAUGAUCUUGAGAGGAACGACGAUAUUUAUGCGAAAGGUGCGCUUGACUCAGCAAGCAGACCUUCAAGAAGCUAUGAAGACAUGGAAAAGCAGACCAAGGAGUUUAGACAAAUAUUCAGGCGUUUUUUCGAGUCUGAAAACAUUUACUAUGAAAUGGACUUUGAAUAG
Messenger RNA from Ordospora colligata OC4, 468 nucleotides. RefSeq names its product fragile histidine family hydrolase. The record is from RefSeq and is a predicted model, not a curated record. The transcript has a single exon. The coding region runs from base 1 to 468 and encodes 155 amino acids. Gene Ontology annotation, molecular function: catalytic activity. Lineage: Eukaryota; Fungi; Microsporidia; Ordosporidae.